CCUCCGCCUUGCGUGCUUCAUUCACUGCUGUGGCCUGGAGGAGGAAGAAGCUUUUGGUGGGGGAGAGCGUGCGGUUGUAGCCUAGCAUCACUUAAGCCCAGCCUUACAACAAAGAGCUGGAGGCGGCGGCGGCGGCAGCGGCAGCCCUUCCCUGGUAAACUAUUCAAAAUGUUUUCUCGAUUAAGAACAGCCGCCUCUCCGUGCAUAUUGGCAUGCCGUGGUGUACAUACAAAAGAAAAAGGGAAGCUCUUGAUGCUGAACCCUCGAACGAACAAGGGCAUGGCAUUUACGUUAAAAGAACGACAAAUGCUCGGCCUCCAGGGUCUUCUACCUCCAAAGAUAGAGACGCAAGACAUCCAAGCCUUACGUUUUCAUAGGAACGUGGCAAAAAUGACCGACCCUUUGGAAAAAUACAUCUAUGUAAUGGGGAUGCAGGAGAGAAACGAGAAGUUAUUCUACAGAGUUUUGCGAGAUGACAUUGAGCGGUUAAUGCCAAUUGUCUAUACACCGACGGUGGGACUAGCGUGUUCCCAGUAUGGACAUAUCUUUAGGAGGCCAAAGGGAUUGUUCAUUGCCAUUACAGAUAGGGGUCAUAUUAGAUCAAUUGUGAACAACUGGCCAGAAAAUGAUGUAAAGGCUGUCGUCGUCACAGAUGGAGAACGAAUCUUGGGUCUGGGCGAUCUGGGUGUGUAUGGAAUGGGAAUUCCGGUUGGGAAACUUUGUUUGUACACUGCCUGUGCCGGAAUACAUCCUGAUAAGUGCCUGCCUGUGUGUAUUGAUGUCGGCACCGACAACCAGACACUCCUGCAAGACCCAUUUUACAUGGGACUGUACCAGAAACGAGACCGUUCGCAGCUGUAUGACGACCUCAUUGAUGAGUUCAUGGAAGCCAUUGUAGGCAGGUAUGGCCAAAACACGCUCAUUCAGUUUGAAGACUUUGGCAACCAUAACGCGUUCCGCUUUUUGAGGAAGUACAGAGAAAAAUACUGCACUUUCAAUGACGAUAUACAAGGGACAGCUGCUGUGGCCCUGGCAGGGCUGUUGGCGGCCCAGAAGGUUACGGGUAAACCUCUCACGGAGCACAAGAUCUUGUUCCUCGGUGCGGGAGAGGCUGCUCUCGGAAUUGCAAAUCUCAUUGUCAUGGCGAUGGUGGAAAGUGGACUUCCGACAGAGGAAGCAUAUAAGAAAAUAUGGAUGUUUGACAAAUUUGGAUUAUUGGCCCAGGGUCGGGAGCAAGCGGUGGAUAUUAAUCAAGAGCCCUUUACUCACCCAGCCCCUGGCCAGGUACCCAAGACCUUCCUGGAUGCGGUGAAUGUGCUUCAGCCUUCUGCUAUCAUUGGAGUUGCAGGGGCUGGUCGCCUCUUUUCACACGACGUGAUCAAAGCAAUGGGCUCGAUCAAUCAGAGGCCGAUAAUAUUCGCACUGAGUAACCCAACUGCAAAAGCAGAAUGCACCGCUGAGGAUGCGUACACGUUGACAGAGGGGCGUUGUCUCUUUGCCAGUGGAAGUCCUUUUGAGCCAGUGAAGUUGAGCGAUGGCCGAUCUUUCAAACCAGGCCAGGGGAACAACGCUUACAUAUUUCCAGGUGUUGCUCUUGCUGUUGUUUUGAGUGGCGUUCGGCACAUUAGCGAUAAAGUCUUCUUGGAGGCGGCAAAGACUUUGAUGGAACAACUGAGUGAGGAAGAGCUUGCAGAAGGAAGACUUUAUCCUGCGCUCUCCAACAUCAGAGAGGUUUCUGUUAACAUUGCAGUGAAAGUUAUGGAAUUUCUGUAUGCCAACCAUAUGGCAUUCCAUUACCCUGAGCCUGCAGACAAGAACCAGUACAUACAAUCAAAGAUCUGGAGCUACGAGUAUGAAUCUUUUCUACCAGAUAUGUACGACUGGCCGGCAUCUGCAUCGUACUCACCCGAAAACCGCUGACUUGCCCCCGUGGCUCAAUUGCUCAGGUGGCAUCUGAAAUUCUGCAGGGAUCCCCUUUCCAGAACACUGUUCAAAUCAGGGUGUUUUGAGACUGAUAACAUCCGCUUUUGCUUUGCAAAACCAAGUUUUAAAUCUGACUGUAUAACCAUAGCUUGGACUGAUAGCUUGGAUUGAUUGUUCGUGCUGCGGAUUCCCCUUCUGAUGUGUUCCCCUGACGUAAGUGAUUGUCUGGAAACAGUACGAAAACCUUCCCUUGAUGUUUUAUUAUCUUAAAUUCCUCACAAAGGUAACUGAGUACGUACCAGAAAAUCCUUCACUCUCCCUUACGAUUCCAUUUAUUACAGAUCCCGUUUAUAUAUAUAUACAGCAAAAUUGAAAAGUCUGCCUUUUCUAGACAGUUUCAUUGGAGAUGGGCAUGGAGAGGUGUUGAAUAUUUGAAUGCCUCUUCUGUGUCAGAUUCAUUACCAAAAAAGUCUGACCUGGCCUCCUGGUAUGUUUUUAUUAUUUUUUUUCUAAUUAAAGGGAAUUUCUUUUUUAAUGAAGGAAGUAUUCCGAUAUGCAGCCUUCCACUGGCAGCCUGAGGUGGGCCAGUCCAGAAAAUAUUUUAUCCUUGAUCCUGCUGAAUAUAUAAAGCGAAUGAGUAAGCAGACAGUCAAGGCACCCCGUCCCCUUUUAUACUCUGGUCGUCUUUCUGUGACUUUGCGGCCCUCUGAUAUGCUGAGUUUUGUGUGCUGGACUGGGCCAUGCCAGCUUUCUCAGAUCCGAGGUGUCCUGCUUCCUUUGCGGGACAAAAACCUGAGUUGCUUCUUCUGAGCUUUUGCAUGGUUUAAAUCUCCAGAAUCUGUGUGGCUUAGUGUGUGAAUACAGACUCUGAAUUCUGUAGUGUUUGGUGGAGUUUUGAUUUUGCAGGUCUCCGUCCUCAUGACCAGCUCACACAUUACAGCAGCAAAUGGUUUGUUAAUGAAUCAUGUGUCGCUAGGCUAACUCCGGGCUGUUUAACGCAAAGUUAAAUUAGAAUGUCCAGGUUUGCACAUUGUGCAGAGCGACUUCCGAUGGAAGACUGUUCAAAAUGAUGAUGGCACUGAUUGUCGGUUAAUUUGCCACCCUUACAGGCGACCGGGCCCUUCUCCCAGCAACCAGUGUAUGUGUAGGAUAUGGACUCCAUGCAGUCUGCUUUUCCAAGUUAUUUUUGCCCUGCAUGCUCAUUGUUGUACUCCUUGGCCUCAAGUCGUGUGCUCUCUGUUCCUUCCCAGAACUUUGUCAUAUUCACUUCCGCACUGAGAAACAUCUUCUUGCAUCCCCAUUUCAACAUCCUAAAUAUAGUGAUGUGAUUAGGGCAAGGACCGCUCAAGUGGAGUUUUCCACUGGGAAGCACUCUUUCUCCCUUGCUCUUCCUAGCUUUGGAUUUGGGGGCAUGCAUUAUUUUGGCAAUCUUUAUUUUACCAUUAUUUAUUUACCUGGUAGGCCUUUGGGAAUAACACAAAUAUUUCUGGGACUCUGUAAGCACUUAUCUCUUAAUGUCUUGGGGAAGCCAAUGUUAAAUGUGCACUGUCCAAGAAGGAAAGAAAAAGACUUGCUUGGUUCCCCACUCCAUGCAAUUAAAUUCUGAAUGUUACAUUGUCUA
Molecule: messenger RNA, 3544 nt
Organism: Varanus komodoensis (Komodo dragon)
Lineage: Eukaryota; Metazoa; Chordata; Lepidosauria; Squamata; Varanidae
Gene: ME2
Product: malic enzyme 2
Exons: 16
Coding region: 169-1920 (583 amino acids)
Biological process (GO): malate metabolic process; pyruvate metabolic process
Cellular component (GO): mitochondrion
Molecular function (GO): NAD binding; malate dehydrogenase (decarboxylating) (NADP+) activity; malate dehydrogenase (decarboxylating) (NAD+) activity
Source: RefSeq, a predicted model, not a curated record